AAGUAUAACUUCUACCAGGUUGGAAAUUACAAGCGCCCCAAGCGUCUGCCCCAAUCUCAUCAUCAGAUCACUCCUCCGUCGAUCACCGCCAUCACUACCGCCACCGCUGCCGGCCGCCUGCAUCCACCACAGAACUUCACUCGCUACCUCUCGCUUCAUCGGAUAAUUCGUCUGGUUUUUGAAUAUGUAUGAUCCUCUUGGAAAUCCUCCUGGAGGGGCAAGACCACCAUCAAAUACACCACAAACUCCUUUUGGGAAUCCAUUUUAUGGUGCCAGCUCAGGACUAAUCAAGGGUGGACUUGGUGCAUAUGGAGAAAAAAUCUUAGGUUCAAGCUCUGAGUACGUGCAAAGUAAUAUUAGUCGAUACUUCUCUGAUCCACAAUAUUAUUUUCAAGUCAACGACCAUUACGUGAGAAACAAAUUGAAAGUCGUUCUAUUCCCUUUCCUGCACAGGGGUCAUUGGACAAGAAUUACUGAGCCCGUAGGGGGUAGGCUAUCAUAUAAACCCCCUAUCUAUGAUAUUAAUGCUCCAGAUUUGUAUAUCCCAUUGAUGGCUUUCGGUACAUAUGUUGUUCUUGCUGGCUUCUCAUUGGGACUUCAAGGGAAGUUUACCCCAGAAGCACUGAACUGGCUCUUCAUGAAGGGAAUAGUGGGUUGGUUUUUACAGGUUUCACUUCUAAAAAUGUCAUUAUUUUCAUUGGGUGGUGCAGAAGCACCUCUGCUAGACAUUGUAGCUUACGCUGGGUACGCCUUCACUGGAUUGUGCCUUGCGGUCUUCGGUAGAAUCAUUUUGUCGUACUCUUACUACUUCUUAAUGCCGUGGACUUGCCUAUGCAUGGGAAUCUUUUUGGUGAAAACUAUGAAACGCGUUCUUUUUUCGGAGGUUAGAAGUUUUGACUCCAGCAGGCACCAUUACUUGCUGCUGUUUAUCGCUUUAGCACAGUUUCCUCUCUUCAUUUGGCUCGGAAAUAUCACCCUCAAUUGGCUCUUUUAGAAAGUGUAGUAAAACUGUAUUUGUUUCGGAAUUUUCAGAUAUGUGAUAUUUUUUUUUUCUGCUUUGUUUUCAACUCAUGAAGAAUCUACCUUAUUUAUACCUCUUUUAGUGGACUACGUAAAAGAAAGUUCUUUCAAGAGUUGCA
Molecule: messenger RNA, 1139 nt
Organism: Helianthus annuus (common sunflower)
Lineage: Eukaryota; Viridiplantae; Streptophyta; Magnoliopsida; Asterales; Asteraceae
Product: protein YIF1B-A
Exons: 5
Coding region: 185-994 (269 amino acids)
Biological process (GO): endoplasmic reticulum to Golgi vesicle-mediated transport
Cellular component (GO): endoplasmic reticulum-Golgi intermediate compartment; COPII-coated ER to Golgi transport vesicle; endoplasmic reticulum membrane
Source: RefSeq, a predicted model, not a curated record